GUGGUAAUUUUUACACACACAAUGCACUAUGCAGUGUGUGCAGGCUAGGUACUAGAAGUCACGAGUUCUUUGGAGCAAGCGGUAUAAACCCAGGUGGCUAUGCCGAGCGGGAGAGUCGUGUCCUACCUGAGGGGGCAGUUUCGCCUCCAGAAGCUGUUGUUUGCGCACAAAGACUGGAAAAUCAUUGUUUUCUCGCCAUGGUUGCCUCCUGCCUGGACGUUUCAGUGGCUUUACCUCCUCUACCGCUGGAUCCUUGUCCCUCUACUUUGGCGGCUGGCUCAUCUACUACGCCAUCGAGCCGGGACCGGCAAAGGGAGACAAGUUCGUGAUCUACCUCACCAAACUGGGGCUUUCUGUUCUGGGUCGCCUACCUCAUCUCGGCAGCCGUGGCGGUCACGGUGAACUUCAUCCGGGCGUGGGCCUGCAACCACGUCCUCUAUUUCCCGAGGAGGGACUCGCCCACCCGGCAGCUCAUGGCUGAGAGAGAUGAAGACGAGGAAAGAGACACCACAGCCAAUUGCUACCGCAAGACCCCCGACUCCACCAACUUCUGCGACAAGAUCACCUGGUGUCUCUUCCUGGUGGGUGCCGAGGCAGCCGUUCUCAUAGCACUACUGUUCUGGACCACGCUCUACAACACACCGGGUGCUGCCACUCCACUCUCGGUACACCUCCACCUUGUCAAUGCCGUCGUGGCCAUACUGGAUCUGUGGGUAUCCGGAGUGCCCCAUAUUCCUCCUCCAGUUCAUCUACAUUCAAAUCUUUGGGGCCACCUACGUCAGCUUCACGGGGAUGUAUUAUGCGUUUGGAAACAUGUCGGCCAUCUAUCCAGUGCUGGAUUACGAGGCGAACCCUGGCUUGGCGGCCGGUCUGGCUGUGGGGACGGCUGUGUUCGGUACGGUGAUCGUCCACCUCAUCUUCCUGGCCCAGUACCUCUGUCGGAGGUACGCCACGUCCCGUCUCUUGCUCAAGUACAAGAAGACAGCGAUUGGCAGCUCUUCAUCCUCAGAUACUACUACACCUAUACUGUACAAUAAGAAGAGCAAGCAACACUCUACUACCAGCAGCCGAGAAUCCUUUUUCUAGUGUACCGUUUUCAUUUAUGUAUAAUAAUAAUUUUAUGUGUUUGUGUAGUACAGUGUUCUUAUCUGUUCUGUUUGUGUAAGUAGCCUACGUAUAACAUGUACGUAUAACAUUUACCUACACUGAAAGCUUUUGGCCUCCAGGGUACACAACCCAUUUAGCUGCGAGUUUUGGGGAUAAACGGUGUAGCAGCACUUUUCGCCGUGUUUGGUUUGCUUGGCAUUGUCCGUGUUGUGGUCAUGGGGAUUUGACGCAUGUCGCCAGGUUCUCCUCCUGCUGAACGACUCCGCCUGAUUCCAUUGCACUGACUAUCCUGUAUCUCCUGAGCGAAGAGGCCAACGGUGACGGGAAUGACUGGGAAGGCAGUUCGCCGCUACUUUUCGUCCGAGUUCCGUUGUUCCCACUUCUGGUUCGUGCACGAAGACUGGCGAUCUUUCGCCUACUCUCCGUGGAUGCCGUACUGGUGGCGAGUACAGUGGAUCUACCUUGCCUACCGCUGCACCCUCUCCUUCUACUUUCUGGUGUGGCUGGCCUACAGCAUCUACAGCUCUUGGUUUCAUGGAAAACUCGAGCAGCAUUUCUCCUUCCUUGCCAACUGGAGCUUUCUCCUCUGGAACGCUUAUCUCUUUAUCUCAGCAAUCAACGUCUCUGUCAAUCAGUUGCGUCAGUACUGCUCACAGAAAAAGAGCUGCGAGGAUCGUCAGUUGAGCAAGAGGUCCUGCAGGAGGAUUUGCUGCACAUGUGGGAAAGACAGGAGCACUCUGUGCGACAAGAUCUCCUGGCUGUUCUUUACUGUGAGUACAGAGGUGGCAGUGAUAGUCACUCUUCUCUACUGGAUGAUACUGAGUGGGGGAGAUGAUGAUGACACACGGGGGUCUGCACUAAAUCUCCACAUCCACCUAUUGAAUGGCAUUACAGCAGUACUGGACCUCUGGGUUACCGGAUUUCCAGUCCACAUCUUCCACUUUUUGUACACCUUUCUCUACGCGGCGUGCUACAUUGCGUUCACUGGAGUGCAUUAUGCCACCAAUACCACUGGCAGCAGCGAAGGAAACGAAUAUAUCUACCCUGUGUUGGACUAUGGUUCCAAGCCAAGCCUUGCAGUUGGCGUUGUACUUGGAGUGAUGCUAGGACUACUUCCCCUGAUCCACAUCCUUUUCAUUUCUCAGUAUCUUGUUCGUGUCUGGAUCAUCGCACGACUGCACAAGAGGUUUGAGACCUAUAGGAAGUUUUUGCCGGUGGUGCAAGAGACAGAGACUGACCUCAAUAAUGACAAUGAGGGGAUGAGUGAGGCAGGAACUAGUAGAAUGACCUUCUCCACCACAGCUGACAAUCACUGUGAUGUGUAGACAAUGGCACUACAACUCUUACAUUAUCAGAGUAUUUUCAUGCUACAUGAAUAGUCGUA
Messenger RNA from Geodia barretti, 2491 nucleotides. The record is from the annotation of a GenBank genome assembly. NCBI's taxonomy places the organism in Eukaryota, Metazoa, Porifera, Demospongiae, Tetractinellida, Geodiidae.